UACAUCCUAAGUGCGGGGUCACUUAGGGCUAUUUUCCAAGUUUUCAGUCAAUCCCAUGGAUAUUACCCAGGUGAGCUGAUAGAUCAGACACUGUUUGAAAAAUCUGUGCGUCUGUCUAUGCAUCAAUUGUUGACGAACAUGCCCUCCAACGAAAGACCACAGAUAAAAAUGGCCACAACUACAGUCCAAGAUGACAUAACGACAGUCCAUCUUUCACCGGACGAAGUCAGCACCAAAACAUUAACAUCCCACAAUCUCCAAGCAGCAGUCACAGCCCUACACAACGACGGCAUCGUCGUCCUCAACAAUGCAGUCGACACCUCUCACCUCAACAAACUUAACAGUCGCAUGAUCCCCGAAGCCCAGGCCCUGUACGCCAAAUCAAGCACUCACCGCAACUUCGGCCCUGGAACAGGUAACAUCCAACAGGAACCCGUUCUGGAAGAUGGAUACAUUUUUUCAGAUAUCAUUGCGAACCCAUUCGCAGCUCAGGUAGUUGAAUGCAUGCUCGGUCCUAAACCGGCACUCAGAUUUCACAGUGCGAAUACUGCAUUUAAAGCUACGGAUCGUCAACCUCCGCAUAUCGAUGUUCAUUUUGAUUUCCCGCGUGGAGUGCCAUUUGGGUAUUGCGUGAAUAUUAACCUUGUUGAUACAUCGCCACGUAAUGGGGCCACAGAGGUGUGGCCGGGAACGCAUCUGAAUGCUUCGAUUGACGAUAUGUCCGGUGAAGAAGCCGGUAUACGCAAGGAUCUUACAGAAGAGCGCAGAAAAGUUCGUCCUCCGGUUCAACCGUCACUGCCCAAGGGAUCGUUGAUCAUUCGAGACUUCCGAUUGUGGCAUGCUGGUCGACCAAAUCAGACCGAUGAUCCAAGGGUCAUGAUUGUGACGGUCUUGUUUCCGAAAUGGUACAGAAGUAAUUUGGAGAUUAUCCUGCCGGAGAGUGUCAAGGGUAAAAUCGACUGGGGUUCGCUAAAUCCCAAGGUGAAAUGGGUGCCGGAUGGAUAUGAUUACUUGCAUGGAGCGCAUGAUCAUGAUUUUGCCUUGUUGCCUUAG
Talaromyces stipitatus ATCC 10500 is the source of this 1053-nucleotide messenger RNA. RefSeq names its product phytanoyl-CoA dioxygenase family protein. NCBI's taxonomy places the organism in Eukaryota, Fungi, Ascomycota, Eurotiomycetes, Eurotiales, Trichocomaceae. The transcript has 2 exons. Bases 118 to 1053 code for a protein of 311 amino acids. The record is from RefSeq and is a predicted model, not a curated record.